Messenger RNA from Solenopsis invicta (red fire ant), 3690 nucleotides. RefSeq names its product protein broad-minded. The record is from RefSeq and is a predicted model, not a curated record. Lineage: Eukaryota; Metazoa; Arthropoda; Insecta; Hymenoptera; Formicidae. Bases 1 to 3453 code for a protein of 1150 amino acids. The transcript has 8 exons.
AUGGAUAAGGGUGUGCCACCGGAUCUUCAUAAAUGGCUAAGAAAAUGUUUGAAGAAGGAAUUCGGGAAAACCAUACAAAGCGCUAUAGAGAAAGAGCAGAUACCCAGUGAUAUCGCCUACAAGCUUUCGCAUUCGAAAGACAUGGCUGCUUUGCUGAAUUCUAUGAAAAAGGCGAUCACCGAGCAGUAUGUGGUGGUGAAACCCACAUCCGCAGCGUCACAGUCGCAGUCGUUGCUCUCCUUCACCAGCGAUCUCGCGGCGGACGAUUGGGUCUCCCCACAGGAAAAUGGGGAAGAAUACAACUGUAUCAUCGACAAGAUCAGUCGCGACAAGCCUGUUCACGUGAGACUCGCCGGCUACGAGAUUUUAUUAAAGAUCGAAUUAUCCAACAUAAAUAGCAGUUCGCAGUGGGAUGUUUUCCAGAAAACGCUGCUGGACGGUCUAACAGACGAUAGCAGAGCCAUAUUCGAGGCUAGCAUGCAGGUACACGCAAAGUUACUGAAUUGUUCGCAAUUGCAUCAUACCUACGGUAAUUUGCUGAGCGCGUUCAACGCGCAAUAUCAUUCGCAAAAAGUGCGCGAGACUCUGCCCACUCUGAUCUCUGGAAUCAAUUUCAAGUUCUUCCUGCACGAGAAAUUAUUUCGUAUAAUGCAUCUAAUAAUCCGCUAUCAAGAGGAAAUGUUGAAAAACAGUAGGCACAGCGAUAAGAUUGUAGAAGAAAUUAUAGAGCAAUUUAUAGUAUUUUUUAGUACGCAUAGUUUUGGUAACUCAUUGCAACCCAAAACUUUGAACGUGCUGAACAUCAUUUCGGUCUUGGAGCCGCAGGCUAAGUGGAGCAAGAGGUGGCUUCAUAGUCUUUCUAUCAGGAGGAUUUUCAUCAUUGUUCUAACUAAAUCUCCAACGUUUCUGCAGAAUAUUGUUGAUUGUGUUCAAAGCGGUUUGGCAGAGACACCCUGUUCCUUGUCCGUCUCCAUUAUGGACGAGAGCAACGAGCUGUGUAUUUCCGGAAAUACGAUAGAAACCGCGACUUAUCUGCAUUGUUUGACUUUCGUCUCGCAACUCUGCAGCUACGAAGUUGGCAGAAGUUUGCUCACGGAGAAUUCGUUGAAAACGCCAUUUGAAAUGGCUGAUUUCUUGAUGAAAUUGUUGAACUCCUUGAAUAAGUUAGCAGCAGAAGCACCGAGUGGUGUGUACAAUACUUCCUGCAAUGCUCUUAAAAACAUACUCAAUAUCUCGGACGUAUUAUAUAAUGAUGAAUUUUACCACGCUGCAUUAUGUCGUCUGACAUCUCUUCCUGUAAAUAAUAUAAAGAUUUGGCCGCACACAUUAAGUAUUAUUUCUCAUAUGGUGGACACCGUAGACGGUCCGACAUUUUUGACUACAAGUUGUAAAGAACAUUCAACAAAUCCCGAAAAAGCACCAUUGAAAUGCCCAGUCGCGAUCGUAAUGCUGUACGCGUCGAAUUUAUUGAAACAGCCGUUUUCUAUUAUGGAUAUAAAAUGUAUGUUAGAUUCAUUUAGUCUGGUAGAAAAAUUAUUCAACGUAUACGAUGUUUAUGAGGCAGCGCAAGAAGAGAUUGAAACGCAGUUUUAUCCCGCCGUUGCUAAUUUUUACAAAAGAUUGAACAAGUGCAGCGUCGAGAACGAAAACAAAAUUCAGCAACUCGAUAGUGCUGUCAAAAAAGUUUUACUGAAAAUGGUAUCAAUACCGCUCGGCUUGCAAGCGCUUGUUAAUGAAAAAUUGGUGUUCGAGGAACUAAUUCGCGGAUCGAUCGCUCCUCUAAGAGUGAUUUGGAGUUUCACUGAUAUAGUCAGCUUUAUCUCGUCGGCUGGUUACUUCGACCUGGGUCAUAAUGUACUCGCGGAUCUCGGGCCCCACGUUUUGUCAACCUUGUUAUCGCAAACUUGCACAAACGCAGAGGAUCCUAGAUUUUUUUAUGAUCCUUGGGAUAGAGAGAACGUCAAUGAAUUUCUACACAUACUUACAUUAUUUUCCCUUAAUUUUAAUUGUUUCGCCGCAUUUAUGGUGAAUGACAGCGAAUCAGAUGAUGAGGAAAAGGAUUGUCCGUCGAAUUUGUUUGAAUUACUACAGGCUGUAACAGAUGUGAAUUCAACUUAUCACCAUUUAGCUCUUCUUUCGUUGAAUACAGUAAUUUGGAACCUAGAUGCUUGCGCCUACCUAUUAAACUCGUUGAACUUUCAGAAAGCGUUGUUAGAUAUUCAAAAAGACAGCACAAUUAUGAUCGAAGUUCGCAAAGAACAAACCGAUGAUGAAAGUGAUUACGAAAAAUCAGAGGACAAUAAUGACAAUAAUGGUGAUAAACCAGAGUCAACGAAGGAAUAUAUAAUUGACGAAUCCAGUUUCUUGCGACAUAAUAUUUUAUUAAAAUCAUAUUACAUGACAUAUAAAAAGAAACAAUAUAUGUUACCGUUGGAGGAAUAUGAACUUUUCUCAGAAUUUCCACCUCCCCGAAUAUAUGCAGAUAUGAUAGACUUUCGAGAAAUUGAAUACGAUUCGGAAUUAAGUGAUAUGUUGCAGGAGGAAAGACCCGGACUGCUAGACAUUAGUUGGGUUGCGCAAGUUAGAGAGGCUCAUAAAGCCUCGCGAGGCCCAAUUAAGAAUUCAAUGAUGACAAAUUUAUUGAAUCAAAUGCACAAAGCUAUUCCAACUGCGGAAUGGGUGGAGCAAUUUAAAUGGCAGGAGAACAUAACGUAUGACACGGACUAUUGGCUACCAGAAGACAUACACGCUAUUAACAUUGUUUUAAAUUACGCCGAACAACGAGAGAUUUUAAAAAAUACUAGCGACAGCCAAAAGAGUUUGAAACAAUUCAUUCAUUCUGCCUACAUAUUUAUACAGUACAAUAAACCGAGCAGGUUUGAAGGUUUUGAUUGGUUCUUGGCAACGGUGUUCAUUAUCUGUGAUGGAAAUUUGGAUAAAUGCAAGACUUUUAUCAUGCAAUUAGUUCAAUUUCCAUCGACACUGCUUCUUUGGCCGAAAUUGGGCAAAGUUAUCGAUGAAAAAAAUAACGAAGGCACCAGUUCGCAGUUCACUUUUAUGCAAGUUUUAGAAACCAUGGUCAACAUCGAGCUUCCAAACAUCAAAUAUGGAUUAAAGGAUGUCUUCGAUAUCGACUGGUGGAUGAUAUUCAAUAGAAUGUUAACGCAAUGCUUCUGGGGAAUUCUUCCAUGGAGCGAAAUAGUUCAUUUCUUUGCAAUUUGUAUUUUGUACCCGUCCGAUUAUAUGGUGUACUAUUCCGUGUCACUUUUGCAAUUCUGCCAGGAAGAGCUGCUACAGGAUUUGACAAAUAGAAAAAUGUGGCCGGAAAAUAUGGUAUUGGACGAGUAUCGCUGUCAUAAUUACAUUACGUACAUGAAUAAUUUAGGUCAGCGAUAUAGAAAUCGGGUUUUACCGGCAAUGACUAAAAAUUUGAAUUCUGAAGACGAAAUAUAAUGAUAAAUAUCUCGUCACACACAUCUUGGUAACUUAAAAAGUGAGGAGUAAAAGAUACGUAUCAUCGACAGUGUAGAAAAAAUAAAUUGCAUUCAUGCAAAAGAAAUAUUUUACAGAUCUUUAACCGAACAAUAAUAACUAAUAAAACAAUAUAUAUGUAUAUAUAACGAAUAACAAUCGACUCUAUUGCAUUGUAAUUAAUAAAAGAUCUUAUGUUCAAUUUCCUAUAUACAUAUA